AUGUUCGGAAUGAUUAAAAAUUCGCUUUUCGGGGCCACAGAAGAAACGGAGUAUAAACUGCUAAGCACAGAGUGCAAGGAAGGUGUCAGCUAUGAGGUGCGCAGGUACGAUGGAGCCAAGUACGCGUCUGUGAGUUCGGAGGGGCGUACCUUUGACCAGGUGUCUGGGGAACUUGCAAGAAGGCUACUCAUGUACACGGGCGGGAGCAACGAUCAAGGGGAGGCAAUGGGCACAACCACGCCAAUCAUCAUCACGGUGUUCCCCAGAGACGACGGUGCCAUGACCCGGAGACUGGUUGCCGCAAUACGCAUCCCCACGCGUUACCAAGGCAGCCCCCCCGCCCCCACCGACAGUGCCAUCAAGAUUGAGGACAGGCCUGGGAUGACUGUUUAUGCUCUACAGUUUGGGGGUUUCGCCGGUGAGAGCGAGUAUCGUGCGGAGGCAUCUCGACUGACGCGCACUUUGGGAGAAACCGCUCCUUACCAGCGCAAACAAUACUUCUGCUGCAGCUACGACCCGCCAAUCAAAAUCUACGGACGACGCAACGAAGUGUGGUUUGUACAGGAAGAACCUUGA
Chanos chanos (milkfish) is the source of this 576-nucleotide messenger RNA. Its product is annotated as heme-binding protein 1-like. Bases 1 to 576 code for a protein of 191 amino acids. The transcript is spliced from 4 exons. Gene Ontology annotation, molecular function: heme binding. NCBI's taxonomy places the organism in Eukaryota, Metazoa, Chordata, Actinopteri, Gonorynchiformes, Chanidae. The record is from RefSeq and is a predicted model, not a curated record.